UGACUUCCGUACUCAGGCUAACUUUGUGUUUUGUUUACUAGCUUAGAUAGAGAGUUUUUAUCUCUAUUCUCCAGAGCAUUAAACAUACACUUGCUAUUAUUGUUAAGAUAAAUUACACGAUGAUCAAAUGCAUAGAACAUAAAAUGUAUUUUUUUAACAUUAAAGACUGGAAAUAAUACUUUUGAGCAGCAACGGUGCAACUCGUCUUGCCGACGAUCGGAAACAACAAACCACACAAGAUUUUAUGACUCAUUUUGACACAUCUUGGUUGUUUGCUGUACUUGGCUGUUAGGGGAACAACGGCUGGGCCCUUGCUGCCACCUAGUGGCCACUGUGGAUAAGACGCGUGUCAGCUUGCAUUCAGGUCUAUUAAUAACUAAUGCUGAAGUUGUACUUGAGCCACAAUCUUAUGACUGUGUCCACAAAGGACACGAACUCAAAUGUAAGUUUCUUUAUAACAGUUUAAUUAAAAAGGUAAAUGAGACUGAGUUUCUACUUGACCUCUGCUUGGACCUUUGUGUGUCAGUUCCACUAAAAGGUGAGUAAGAGUGUGUUGACAUAACCGUAAACAGUGCUGCACUACGCUUUAGAGGCAAAGCGCUGCUGCUUUAGAGAUGAACUAACAGGAACAGGAAAAUGGCUUUAAAAAAUAUCGACUAUUUCACCUGUAACGGGCUUCAUUUCUGUCAGACUGACUUUAAGGUGCCAUGUCGAAGGACACGUUUCCGUUCUCCUCCAACUCACUGCGCUCUCUGAGAUUGGAGCAGGAGUUUCAGGAGUGGGAGAAUGCACGGCAAGCGCUGGCUCACAGGAGAGCCAUGACCAGGGCUCCACUGCCUCGGGCCCCCAGGCCUCCUCCCAGGCAGCAGCGCCUCCAGGAGGUACGAGCCCCCCCGCCCCAGGCCCGGUGCAGAGACACAGCCAUCCACAACACCUUCAUGUGCGGGGACAUGAAAGGAGUGUACGCAGUGCUGAAGGACCCAGCAAUGGUCAACGCCCUGAUGGAGACAGUGCACGAGGAGAUGGUGUGGACUCCAGAGAUGGGGAUGUGGACGCUGAGCUCCAAGGUGAAACAAACCUCAGCCUUGCGUCUGGCUGCCAGCAGAGGACACUCGGGUUGUGUGGAGGAGCUGCUGUUUCGCGGAGCUGAGGUUAACGCGGACCCCGGUGGCUACACCGCCCUCCAUGAUGCCUGCAUGGGCGGCCAUUCUGUGUGUGUCCAGCUGCUGCUUUCUCAUGGAGCAGAUCCUGAACUGUUGGCUGCUGACGGCAGUGCUCCUCUUCACCUCUGCACGUCUCCCCUGUCAUUCCACUGCGCUGAGCUGCUUUUAGAAGGAGGGGCAGAGGUCAACGUCAGGACGAGGGAGUCGAGGCUCACGCCUCUGCACGUGGCCGCUCGCCGAGGCCUGGAGGAGCACGUGGAGCUCUUCCUCAGCCACGGGGCAGAUGUUUUAGCCACAAACCGAGAAGGGGAGACUCCCCUGAACGCUGCCUGCUCCGGAGCCGAGAGGCAUUCCGAGGCCGGGCGCUACCUCCGCGUGGUUCAGAGGCUGCUGGACGCAGGAGCUGACCCCCGGACUGCAGGCAGGAAGCAGCACACCCCACUGCACAACGCCUGUGCAAACUGCUGCCCCAGGAUCGUAGACGUCCUCCUGCAGCACGGAGCGAAGGCUGAUGUUGCCAACUGUGCAGGAUACACACCAAUGGACUGCUUGCUGCAGGUGGUGGAGGAUUUCCCAGACCAGCGACCUGAAGCUAUAGCACGAUCCCUUCUCAACCACGGAGCUCAGCCCGUUUCACCAAAGAUGCUGAAGCAGUGCAUCCUCUCUCCUGCCACUCUGGAGGUGAUGCUGAACUCGUACGCAUCCAUCCCUCCCUGCGACUGGAUGGACUCUCUGCCUGCUGAUGUCUCCGAGGAGCAGCGCUCUCUCCUCCUCUCGGUGCGUCAGCGGAGCGGCCAGCCCCGCUCUCUGCAGCACCUCUGUCGACGCGCCGUCCGGCUGCACUUAGGAGCCCGGUGCCACUCGGCCAUCAGUUCACUGGACAUUCCCUGCUCUGUGAGAGGUUAUCUGCUGUUGUGUAAUGACGGCACACUUCUUUGACUUUGUACUGUCCUUACAUAAUUCAACAGUAUGGGGCCUCUUUGGAAACGAUUCAUUUUAGACUUCAAUAAUCUGUUUUCUCCCAUGUUGUUGCAGUUUAUAUUGGUUUGGUUAUUCCUACUAACAUCAGUGUGUUUGCUGGAACCUGUAUGCCAUACUAAUAAUAUUGGGAUUUUCAUGUAUUUAUUAAAACCGUUAUUCUUUG
Molecule: messenger RNA, 2307 nt
Organism: Mugil cephalus (flathead mullet)
Lineage: Eukaryota; Metazoa; Chordata; Actinopteri; Mugiliformes; Mugilidae
Gene: asb16
Product: ankyrin repeat and SOCS box containing 16
Exons: 7
Coding region: 708-2102 (464 amino acids)
Biological process (GO): intracellular signal transduction
Molecular function (GO): protein binding
Source: RefSeq, a predicted model, not a curated record